AUGACGUCCCCCCAAAAGGACGUCACCCCCUACCUGGUGGUCCUCGUCCUCAUCGCCGUCCUGGGACCACUCCAGUUCGGCUAUCACUUGGCCGAGCUCAACGCCCCACAAGAUGUCUUGACCUGCGCAUCGCCUAAACCUCCCUCGAUCGUCUCCCGCUUUUUCUCUUUCAGCUCCAAACAAGUCGAUAAUGAUACCGACUGCAUUCCCAUGACACCCCCCACCUUUGCUGCUAUCUCCUCUGUCUUCACCCUCGGCGGUCUGCUCGGGUCCUUGACCUCCGGCCCGCUAACCUCCCGCUACGGUCGUCUCCUCUGCAUGCGCUUCACCUCCCUUUUUUUCCUCGUUGGAUCGGUCAUCGCAUACCUCGCUACCUCCGCGCCCGCGUUGGGCGUGUCGAGGUUUCUGACGGGUACCGCUGCCGGUGCGAGUACCGUGAUUGUGCCGUUGUAUAUUAGCGAGGUUGUUCCCGCUGAGAGGAGGGGGUUUUUCGGGAGUUGGACGCAGGUUGGGGUGAAUGUGGGGAUUUUGGGAACUCAGAGUCUUGGGUACUCUGUGAGUGAGGGGGGAAAGGGAGAAUGGAGGUGGGUGUUUAUCGUUGGGGUUGGGAUUGCGAUUGUGCAGAUCGUGGGGUUGGGGGGUGUGGUGGAGAGUCCGAAAUGGCUUGGGGGUGUGAAGGGCGAUGUUGCAAAGGCAAGGAGAGCUCUACAGAGGAUUAGGGGCCGGAGCUCGGGGGUAGAGGAGGAGAUUGCCUCUUGGGGAGUGACCCCGACGCCAACCGAAAGACAGCGUCUUCUUGAUGAAGAAGCCGAAGCACCGUCCCUCCUUCAACCUGUCUCCCCUACGCGCAGCAAGCCCAUAACACUAGGCUUCCUCCAAGUCCUAACCGACCCACUCACUCGCCCAGCGAUCCUCGCCGUAGUAGGUAUCAUGUUCGCCCAACAACUCUGUGGCAUCAACUCCAUCAUCAUGUACUCCGUCUCCCUCUUAAAGGACUUGCUCCCCAUCAGCUCAGGCAUUCUCACCAUCCUCAUCUCAAUCAUCAACCUCGCCGCCACAAUCGCCUCCUCCCCGCUCCCCGACCGCCUUGGCCGCAAAACCUGCAUCUUACUCUCCAUCGCCGGGCAGGGAACAAGCUCCCUCAUCCUCGCACUGUCCAUCGUCUUCAAUUAUAAACUCCUCUCCGCAUUUGCAGUGCUCUUCUUCGUGGCGUUCUUCGCUGUCGGACUCGGGCCGGUGCCGUUUAUCCUUGCGUCGGAGCUGGUCGGGCCCGAGGCGGUGGGCGCUGCGCAGAGCUGGGCGUUGGGGGCCAAUUAUGUGGCGACAUUUUUGGUGGCUUAUUUGUUUCCUAUUGUGAAUGAGGAACUGAAUAGGGUUCUGGGAGGGGCUGGAUGGGUGUAUUUUAUUUUUGCGGGGUUUGCGGUCGCAGCGGGUGUUUUUGUGACCAAGAGGGUGCCGGAGACGAGGGGGAAGGGGUGGGAGGAGGUUUGGGGGAGGGAGAGGAGGGUUGACUAG
This is a messenger RNA of Thermochaetoides thermophila DSM 1495, 1515 nucleotides long. Its product is annotated as transporter-like protein. The coding region runs from base 1 to 1515 and encodes 504 amino acids. Gene Ontology annotation, biological process: monosaccharide transmembrane transport. Lineage: Eukaryota; Fungi; Ascomycota; Sordariomycetes; Sordariales; Chaetomiaceae. Gene Ontology annotation, cellular component: membrane. The transcript is spliced from 2 exons. Gene Ontology annotation, molecular function: hexose transmembrane transporter activity. The record is from RefSeq and is a predicted model, not a curated record.